Molecule: messenger RNA, 2634 nt
Organism: Oreochromis niloticus (Nile tilapia)
Lineage: Eukaryota; Metazoa; Chordata; Actinopteri; Cichliformes; Cichlidae
Gene: trappc6bl
Product: trafficking protein particle complex subunit 6B, like
Exons: 7
Coding region: 285-779 (164 amino acids)
Biological process (GO): regulation of GTPase activity; endoplasmic reticulum to Golgi vesicle-mediated transport
Cellular component (GO): cis-Golgi network; TRAPP complex; trans-Golgi network
Source: RefSeq, a predicted model, not a curated record
GGCGUACGUCGAAAGUUAGCGCCGGCUGGUAAUGGCUUUCGGAGAAGCUGGACGUUUGUUAUUGCAUAUUACACGAAAACAACUGUUUUAUUUUCUUAAUAACAAUUUUAUCACACAAUUCUGGUUGUUGUGGCACAUGCAAUGCAUGUGUUUUCUCCAUGUUACCAGUUUUAGGUUAGAAACUCCUGCUAACUCCGCGUGUGUACAACUUAAGGAAUGAGCUGACCGAUAUAUCGAGCGUCAACCAGGAAGCAGACUUCGUGUGCUACAGUCACUUUACAGGGAUGGCAGACGAGACUCUGUUUGAAUUUCUCCACAUGGAGAUCGUGUCACAUGUUUACAAGGAGCAGCAAUCCAGCAAAGGAACCAUGGACAACAAGGACAGAGCAGUCUGUGUUUCUGUCCUGGAAGGUAUGGGCUUCAGAGUGGGACAAGGACUUAUUGAGAGGUUGACCAGGGACUCUCCCAGCUUUAAGGAUGAAUUGGAUAUAAUGAAAUUUAUCUGUAAAGACUUCUGGACUAAGGUGUUUAGGAGACAGGUGGACAACCUCAGAACAAAUCAUCAGGGGACCUAUGUUCUGCAGGAUAACAAGUUUAAUUUGCUGACCCAGCUGUCCAAUGGAAAGCAGUACCUUGAUCAGGCUCCUAAGUACCUUGCUUUUUCAUGUGGUGUGGUGAGAGGAGCCCUAUCUAACCUGGGUUUGGAGAGUGUGGUAACAGCUGAGGUCUCCGUCAUGCCAUCCUGUAAGUUUCAGGUGGUCAUCCAGAAGCUGCCCUAAUCUUCUGCCCACAUGGUGCCAAAAGAGAAAAUAAUGGUUCCUGUUUUCCCACUGAUGAGUGAAGCCAUAAAGCGAAUCAAACAUCCACAAAAGGGUCCAGCAGGACUGCUGACGUUCUGCUGACCACCAGGUACAACUGACUGGUCAAAAGAGGUAGCCAGGGCUCAAAUAUAAAUCAUUCUGGAUACUGAUUCUGGUUUUGAAGGUUUUUGCUUAUUUUACAUUCUCAACUCAAGUUAAUUUUUUUUAAUCUGCUAGUUUUAUAUAGAAGCACUGGCUGUCAACUGAAUACUAUGAAGUUAAAGUGAAUGUGUAGUUAUUAACAGGAUAUGUAUUCUUUGUAAUGUUUUGUAGUGCUUAGUCUGAAAAUUGGAAAAAGUUUAAAUAAAAAUACUACAGCAGAACAAUCAGCAUAAGUGAAGAGAAGACAUCUUUGUGGAUGGCAUUUAAUGCAAUCUUUUUCAGCAUCCAUUCCAUUGGUGGCUAAUGAACCUUUGUAAAUCAUUACACCUGACUCAUUUCAUUCAUUAUUCAGUGCUUACUGUUCUUCACAGAAAAAGCUGUAUCCAAUUCCUGGUGCUUCGCUCUGGUUUUUAGCAAAUUGACUUCAGGAGAGAAGUCUUUCAUGUAGUAGUGGGGAUCACUUAGACUUUUUCUAAGGCAAAAUGCAAAUCUAGAAUAAUACACUGGUAGAAAUAUUUGAGUUUCUUCAAGUUAUGUGAAUUUAAUAAGUUUCUAGAACAAUAAUUUGUACAAUUUUUCCAAGUGGAAUGAUACAAGCUUAUUUGUUGUUCUAUGUAGUGGUCUCACAUUUAAGAGUUGAGUAGACUUGAAUGUAUUUCUAUGUUAUUUUUCAUCAUGUUGGAUGUUUUCUCUUGUUAGAGCAUUGAUAUUUAAAUGUGACAUUUUUCCUGGCAUUUAGUAAGUAAGCUGUAAAACAUGUUAGGGUUUACAGUGAAAGUUAAUCAUACAGUUGUCAGGCUGUAAAUGGAUAUUUGUUAUUUAUUCUUUUUCUUUUUUUUUCUUCAACUAAACCGCUUUGUUGAAUGGAUUUAAAAUGCUGUGAUAAGAAAACAACAAAACAAGGUUUGUUAAACAUGAAAUGUAAGACCAUAAAAUUAUGACAAAGAUACAGACACUCCUCUGGGAAAGGCUGUUGCUGUUACUGCCACUAGGGGGACACAUACAGCUGUUAUUACAAUAUGUCUGAUACUUUACGAGUUUAGAUUUACCAUGUUGUCGAGGUAUGUCCAGAAUCUUGUUGUCUGUUCUGUCUUUUUUUGAAGUAAUUUGUUCAGAUUUGGCUAUGCAGACACCCCCCCCCCCCCCCCCCCCCCCCCCAAGUGUUGAGGUCAUCACAGUUACUUUCAUCAGUUCUUUAAAUAACAUUGGUGUAAUUAUUCCAUGAUACCUGACCCAUACAUACACUUAGUACUUUUUUUGUUUGUUUUUUUUAUUUAUGAUGGAAAUGUUCAAAAAUUUUUUUUUCAAUUUUAAAAAAAGAACUCAAAGUCGACGAUUACAGCUUAUAUCAAGCUUUUUAAUGUGAAAGGUAAAAGAAAAAGAUAGGAAGCAGUUUUACUCUGCUUUACUUCUUAAGCAUCAAGAUUAGUCUAUACUUUUAAUAACAAAAAGAUCAACCUUAACUUGAAGUCUUGUUUGCGUAUACUCACCCAUGGUUGGUCAAAACACAAUUUGGUACAGUUUUUGAAAUGGCGCAACACUGACAUUAUUGCUCGUGUUGUGGUUUUCAUCUAGUUCUGUCUCUAAUCUAAGGAAAAUACCUCCUGUUAUGUUCCAGUAUUUCACUGCCUUUGGUGGGAAAGUUUUACUCAAUAAAGGUCUUUACAUACAA